Molecule: messenger RNA, 4273 nt
Organism: Westerdykella ornata
Lineage: Eukaryota; Fungi; Ascomycota; Dothideomycetes; Pleosporales; Sporormiaceae
Product: peroxisome biosynthesis protein-like protein (PAS1/Peroxin-1)
Exons: 2
Coding region: 42-3779 (1245 amino acids)
Biological process (GO): protein import into peroxisome matrix
Cellular component (GO): peroxisome; peroxisomal membrane; cytosol
Molecular function (GO): ATP hydrolysis activity; ATP binding
Source: RefSeq, a predicted model, not a curated record
CCUCGAACUCCUCCACCACACAUCACUCCCUUGGAACGGCAAUGGCACCAGCCGUGAAGAAGCCUGCGGGCCAGGUUGUGCAGGCUGAAGUCGCCCUUCUUCAGUCGUUGAAGAACUGUUUUGUCAACCUCCCUCCCAGCUUGGUUUCCGUUCUGGUAAACGCGAAUGCGAUCGCGCAGAAUGUCGUCGUCGAACUUUCGUACCGUCAAGCUUCGCCGGCCGGGACGGUAGACGCGAGAAAUCCCAACCCCUCCAAGUCAGUUUUCCUGGGAUGGACGGGCAUGCAAAGCAAGCGCAGAAUUGCGCCCGUGGUCACCGGUGAUGGUCUGAGCAGUGCUCGAGGAGGACCUCCAGCGAGUCAAGAUGUACAAUGCGUUGAGGUGGACGCUACGUUUGCGCGGCUUAUUGGUCUUAAUGAGGGACAGAAAGUUGGCGUCUCGCUGCAUCUGGACCCUCCUCAGGCUCAUACCAUCAACAUCGAGCCAUUGACCCCUGUUGACUGGGAGAUGAUUGAAUUGCAUGCCCAGUUCCUGGAACUGAACUUCCUCUCUCAGAUACGCGCGUUGCCAAAUCCUCAAGCAGGUUCCUCGCAUCCGCUUACCCUUCAUUUGUCCCCCACCACGACUGCGAAUAUCAUCGUGACCUCCGUCACCCCAGCCCCUCCAGCCGGAUCUUCCUUUGUCAAGAUAUCACCUGAUGCGGAGGUCAUUGUCGCACCGAAAACCCGCCAGAAGACGGAAAGGGCUUCGACGAGGGAGAGUCGCAGUGUGGGCGGUGCCUCGAGAAAGAGUGGAAAGAGCUCGGCCAGCACUGUGCGCCGACGCAGUGGCAGGGAGGACCACAGCGGCCGCGGUGCAUUAUUCCUCCGCGGACUGGACCGAGGCGUCGUAAGGGAGUGGUUCGAUGAGGAGGAGGACACGGAUAUCGAAGGCCUCAGAGUCUGGGUGGAUAAAGACCUCUUACUUACGAAAGCGUUAAGGGGCGUGACGUGGGCGUCUGUUGCCGUCGUGAAGCCUGCUGGGCUGCAGGAGCCGGUUGACAUGUCCCAGUCGCAAGAACAGGAGAAGGUGGCCACCCGUGUGGUUGCGAAGUUGGGGGCCUGGGAGGAUGCACCCGACAGUCGCCACAUCGUGCUCUCCACCGACCUGUGCAGAGUGCUUGGCGUCGAAGGCAUGGUUGGCGGGCUGGUCCGCCUCGAGGGAGCUCCAAGCCAGGCUUCUAGACCUUCCACUCUCAAAACCAAGGAGUCGGGGAAACCAGACUCCAAAGAACAGGUGGUAAAAGCGAUCAAAAUUCUACCCUUUUCGGCAGCUGGCAGCCAGAGCAAUGCAGCGCUCAAGUUCGGCGGCGAGUCCAAGCUGGAACGUGAGGAAGCCAUUCAGAGACUAAAAUCAAUAUAUGGACGAAGGAAUGGGCUUCUGGACGGACCUGUCUCCGAUGGCAUGUUGCUGCCACCUCCUAAAGAACCUGUUGUUGGAUGGGAGGGUGGUAUUGUUCGAUUUGAACCUGCUCAAGACUUGGGCUCCGUCUCAUGGGUCUUGUUCCCGGAGCGGAAACCGACACUGGAACUGGGGCAGGCGAUCUCUAGGCCUUCGACUCUGCUGAAAGGCUGGCAACAGGGCGAAGCCCUACCGGCGGAGCCGCCUCACUUGGUUGGGAUUGAAUCCCCCGUUGAGCAGGUCAGGGGUCACCUUGCACACCACUCUUCGGUUCUUCUCACAGGUGGCCUCGGUUCUGGCAAAUCCACUUGCGCCCAGCUUCUGGCCCACCAGCUGCGGACGGAAUAUCUUUUCAACACCGUCUACUUCCCCUGCCGCAAACUAGUGACUGACGAGACCCGAGUUGCGACCAUCAGAGAGUCAUUGACCAGACUGUUCGCAUCGGCUGCAUGGGGUGCAAGGCCUGGUGGAAAUGCUGUGGUCAUCCUUGACGACCUCGACAAGCUGUGUCCGGUGGAGACUGAACUUCAGGUUGGCAACGAGAAUGGAAGGAGCCGCCAGCUUAGCGAGAUGGUCAUCUCUAUCGUCAGGCAAUACUGUACCAUGGACUCUGGUGUAGUCUUGCUGGCAACUGCCCAAGGCAAGGAGUCAUUGAACAAUGUCGUCGUUGGCGGCCAUAUCGUUCGCGAGAUUGUCAGCUUGAAGGCACCAAAUAAAGAGGGUCGUCGGAAGGUGCUAGAGAUGCUCGCCUACAAAGACGAGAAGACCCAAGCCAACAAGCCAAACAGAGCCUCAUCAGGACCGACGUUUUCGCCGCCAUCAUCUGCCAGCCGGCCAGACUCCGCAGGCAACCAGAGCCAGCGGUCGCACAGUGAUGAGACGGACGGCUUCGUCGUCGACACCUCGAUAGACUUCCUCGACCUCGCUGGCCAAACAGACGGAUACAUGCCUGGCGACUUGGUCCUCCUCACCUCCCGCGCUCGUAACGAGGCCCUCAUACGCUCGGUGAGUGAUGCGGAAUCCGGACCCGUUUCCUUGACUAGAGAAGACUACAUAAACGCCCUUUCCGGCUUUACCCCUGCCUCCCUCCGAAACGUCACUCUGCAGUCCUCGACCACCCGCUGGGAUUCUAUCGGCGGGCUCCACGAAACCAGACAGAUUCUCCUAGAAACACUACAGUAUCCCACAACGUACGGCCCCAUCUUCGCCCAAUGCCCCCUCCGCCUCCGCUCCGGUCUCCUCCUUUACGGCUAUCCUGGCUGCGGCAAAACGCUCCUCGCCUCCGCUGUAGCGGGCGAAUGCGGCCUCAACUUCAUUUCCGUCAAAGGCCCUGAAAUCCUGAACAAAUACAUUGGUGCUUCCGAGAAGUCCGUCCGAGACCUCUUCGAGCGGGCUGAAGCUGCCAGACCAUGCGUACUCUUCUUCGACGAGUUCGACAGUAUUGCGCCGAAGCGAGGGCACGACUCUACGGGUGUGACGGAUCGCGUGGUCAAUCAGCUGCUGACGCAGAUGGAUGGUGCAGAGGGCCUGUCCGGCGUCUAUGUGUUAGCUGCCACGAGUAGGCCUGAUCUCAUUGACCCCGCGUUAUUGCGUCCGGGACGUUUAGAUAAGAGUCUGAUUUGCGACUUGCCGGGUCUCGAAGAGCGCAUCGACAUCCUGAAAGCCGUCACCGGAAAACUCCACCUCGCACCCUCCGUCCUAGGUACCGGCAACGAAGGCCAGAAUCUCCGCGAAAUUGCGCGCAGAACAGAAGGGUACUCGGGCGCAGACCUCCAAGCGGUCGUCUACAACGCCCAACUCGAAGCUAUCCACGACGUCCUCGGUGAGACAGAGCUAGGGGAUCCGACGAAGAGUGAUGCUGGGAAGAAGAACGGCGCAUCAAAUGGUGUCAAGGUUAGCGGGAAAGAGAAAGGUAUACCGGAAUUCACGCAUUUUCGGUUUGGCGAUAAGCUGGAUGCGGAUGGGGACGAGAACGCUCAUGAUCCCGCGCCCUCGUCCCUGCUAACGGAGCGCGCAAUGAUCGCCUCUAGAAUCGCGGACCUUCAAGCUAUGCGUCGGAAACUCAAAUCUCAGCACCAUAUCCGGCCUUCCAGCAGGGAAGGCGUCCAAGGAGCUGGAGCGCCAAGUAAGGGGCAAGAAGGAGUCGAUGGGAGCAGGAAAGACCCCGAGAUCCAGUGGAAACACAUCGAGAGUUCGCUGGCGACGACAAGGAGUAGCAUCUCUGCGCAGGAGAGGAGGCGAUUGGAGGGGAUUUAUAGGGAGUUUACCGAAGGGAGGAAUGGGGAUUUGCCGAGUGGACAGGGGGGAGCGGAGAUUGGGGGGCGGACGAGUUUGAUGUAGGUGAUUGUCAGAGGAAAGGGGAAAAGCAGGGGCACGGGGGUGAGUUGUAAAAUGGGGAUAUUCGACUUGUGGGGUUCGGAUAUGCAGGUUGUACGACUGUUGCGCCUGAAUCUUCUGUGGGUGUGUUAAUAUGUAUACUUCAUUGGCGGAGACUCGAAUGCUUUUUGGUCGCUGUGUACUGAUCGAAACACGAGUACUGCGGUCAAUAUCAAAACGGAACCGAUAGAAGAACAAACUCGCAAUUGCUCUUAAGAUGCACGAACAGUUCCCCAUUCACAGAAAGAAAUCAAACCAUGCACGGGAUAUACCAUCCAUCAGGCUUCUUGCCCAUCCGCUUCAGCCACCAUCCUCCCUUCUACCGAUCAAAAUCCCGUCCCACCCCGUCCUCCCUCAUCCCCUCUUCAAUUCAACCCGUAAGCUAUUUUUUGCCCACAACCUCCGACGCCUUCUCUGCGGCCUCCCCAGCCAAUCCCUUCGCCUUCAACGCCGCAUCC